This is a messenger RNA of Hirundo rustica (Barn swallow), 540 nucleotides long. Its product is annotated as keratin-associated protein 19-2-like. The record is from RefSeq and is a predicted model, not a curated record. NCBI's taxonomy places the organism in Eukaryota, Metazoa, Chordata, Aves, Passeriformes, Hirundinidae.
AUGGAGCCGGGCACUCCCGCAGGGAUCGAGCCGGGGGAGCGUCCCCCAGGCCAGAGAACCAGUUGCGACGACGACUGCUACUCCUCCUGCAACUACGGGGGCCUCUACGGCUACCGCGGCUACGACUGCGGGAGCUCCUGCGGCUACCGGGGCUACGGGGGCCUCUACGGCUCCCGCGGCCUCUACGGCUUCGGGGACCGCUACGGCUACGGCGGCUUGUACGGCUACCGGGGCCUCUCGGGCUCCGGGGACUGCUACGGCUCCGGGGGGUUCUAUGGGGGCUAUAGGGGAUUCUACGGCUCCGGGGACUGCUACGGAUACCCCGGGUUUUCCUACGGCCGCUACGGGUUCCCCUUCGGCUCCCGCUACGGCCAAAGGUUCGGCUACGGGGGGCUGCUACAGCUGCUGAAGCCGGAGGGAGAGAUCCCGAACCCGUCGACUCACCGGUGGAUGGGGAGCCUGGCAGCGGAGACUCGGGGCGGGCAGAGGUUUGGGGACGAGAGGCUCCGGGGUGCUCCGAGGGCUCUGCGCUGCUGCUGA